Messenger RNA from Chrysemys picta bellii (western painted turtle), 661 nucleotides. NCBI's taxonomy places the organism in Eukaryota, Metazoa, Chordata, Testudines, Emydidae. The record is from RefSeq and is a predicted model, not a curated record.
ACAGAUUUCAUGAUGCAUGACAGAAAGGGGCCAUGACCGGGACACACUGCAGUGCAGGGUCAGAGUGAAGGAGCUGCAGAACGCCUACCACAAGGCACGGGAGGCAAAACGCUGCUCGGGUGCUGCACCCAUGAGCUGCCGGUUCUACAAAGAGCUGGAUGUGAUACUCGGUGGUGACCCCACCUCCACUGCGAAGACCACUGAGGAUAUUUUGGUGGCUCGCGUGCCAGUCGAGAGUGGACCGAGCCAGGAGGAGGAAAUCUUGGAUGAGGAUGUGGAGGGGGAGGGGGACCCAGAGGCAGAGGAUGACUCAGAGGCCAGAUAUGCAUGCAGGGAGCAGCGGUCAGAGCUUGGCAAAGCGCAAACAGGCGAGGAGGCUCCUGAGAUGACCCUGGGAGCCCAGCCUCCCUCUUUGUUAUCGCCGGCUGAACGGCUGCGCAGAAUUAGAAAGCGGCCAGGAAAAACUAAGGAGGACUUUCUGCGUGAGGUCAUGAUGCACUCCACGCUCCAGGCCAUUCUAGCUCUUCAAACCAAGCAGCUCCGCGCCCGCCCUCCCCUGCAGCCGCUGUUGCAAAACUCUUUCCCAUGCGCCCCCCAGACACCACCAACAGACUCUUAUUAACCUCCUGGCUCCAGUCCGUACCCGCAGCAUUCCACUCCU